Candidozyma duobushaemuli is the source of this 1917-nucleotide messenger RNA. RefSeq names its product putative GTPase (gene NOG1). Bases 1 to 1917 code for a protein of 638 amino acids. Gene Ontology annotation, molecular function: GTP binding; GTPase activity; RNA binding. Gene Ontology annotation, biological process: ribosomal large subunit biogenesis. The record is from RefSeq and is a predicted model, not a curated record. Gene Ontology annotation, cellular component: nucleolus. NCBI's taxonomy places the organism in Eukaryota, Fungi, Ascomycota, Pichiomycetes, Serinales, Metschnikowiaceae. The transcript has a single exon.
AUGCAGUUGUCGUGGAAGGACAUUCCAACCGUGCCUACGGCCAACGACAUGUUGGAUAUCGUGCUCAAUAGAACCCAGAGAAAAACACCCACUGUGGUGAGACCUGGGUUCAAGAUCUCCCGUAUCAGGGCCUUCUACAUGAGAAAGGUGAAGUUCACCGCUGAGGGAUUCUCUGAGAAGUUCACGGACAUGUUGGCUGGUUUCCCAAACAUUAAUGACGUUCAUCCUUUCCACAGAGAUUUGAUGGACACUUUGUACGAGAAGAACCAUUACAAGGUGUCCUUGGCUGCCGUGUCCAAGGCUAAGACCUUGAUCGAGCAAGUCUCUAGAGAUUACAAUCGUCUUUUGAAGUUCGGUCAGUCGUUGUACCAAUGUAAGCAGUUGAAGAGAGCUGCUUUGGGUAGAAUGGCUACCAUCACCAAGAAGUUGAAGGACCCAUUGCAGUAUUUGGAGCAGGUCAGACAGCAUUUGGGUCGUUUGCCCUCUAUCGACCCCAACACCAGAACUCUUUUGAUCUGUGGUUACCCUAAUGUUGGUAAGUCUUCUUUCUUGAAGUGCAUCACCAAGGCUGAUGUCGAGGUCCAGCCUUACGCUUUUACGACCAAGUCCUUGUACGUUGGUCACUUUGACUACAAGUACUUGCGUUUCCAGGCCAUCGAUACUCCUGGUAUCUUGGACCGCCCAACGGAAGAAAUGAACAACAUUGAAAUGCAGUCCAUCUAUGCUAUUGCCCACUUGAGAUCUUGUGUCUUGUACUUCAUGGAUUUGUCCGAGCAGUGUGGUUUCUCAAUUGAAGCCCAGACCAAGUUGUUCCACUCCAUCAAGCCCUUGUUUGCCAACAAGUCUGUGAUGGUGGUGAUGAACAAGAGUGAUAUCAUCAGACAAGAGGACUUGCCAGCUGAGCAGCAGGAGCUUUUGAAGUCGAUCGCCGACAGCCCUGGCGUGGACAUCAUGAACACCUCGUGUUACGCCGAAGAGAAUGUGAUGCAGGUGAGAAACCAGGCGUGUGAGAAGUUGUUGACUGCUAGAAUCGAGCAGAAGUUGAAGGGCUCUGCUCGUGUGAACAACGUCUUGAACAAGAUUCAUGUGGCUAGACCACAGAUGCGUGAUGAGGAGGAAAGACCUGCUUUCAUUCCUGAAGGUGUACAGCACUUGACGAAAUACGACAGUGAUGAUCCAAACAGAAGAACGUUGGCUAGGGACGUCGAGGCCGACAACGGUGGUGCCGGUGUCUACAAUGUCAACCUCAAGGACUUUUACUUGUUGGACGACGAUGAGUGGAAGGCCGACACCAUGCCUGAAGUGUUGGACGGUAAGAACGUCUACGACUUCUUGGACCCAGAUAUUGCUGCCAAGUUGCAGGCUUUGGAGGAGGAAGAGGAGAGACUAGAUGCCGAAGGUUUCUACGACUCGGACUCUGAAAUCGAGGACGAGGAGAGUCUCGACAUCCAUGACAAGGCUGAAUGGAUCAGGAAUAAGCAUAAGGUGAUGAUCAAGGAAGCACGUACGAAGAAGGCUUUGAAGAACAAGUCGAUGAUGCCAAGAGAGCACAUCAAGAAGACUUACGGCGAGAUGGAGGAGCACAUGGCCUCUUUGGGUCACGACACACGCUCUUUGAAGCAGAGAGUCAAGAACAAGAAGACCAUCAGUGGUGUGGACAUCUUGAAGGCCAACCAGGGCCUCACGAAGCAAAAGAAGAAGGUGCAGAAGAAACAGGCGCCAGCUAACCAGAACGAUAGAUUGAGUGCCGGUGUUGCUGACGGAGCUUUGCGUUCGCAGGCCGAGAGAGUCGCCAAGUUGCAGAGAAGAGAGAGAAACCGCCAGGCAAGAUUGGGAGAGGCCGACAGACACACUGUUGCCUCGAUGCCCAAGCACUUGUUCUCGGGAAAGAGAGGCUUUUCUGCGGACCGUCGUUAA